CAUCGGCGAUUUGGAUGUUGUAAUUUUCUUCCGAUUUAAAGGAAAUUUAACCGUGUAAUACUUAUCCGCAAGCAGAACAACGCUCUAUCCAGUGUACUUCGCCUCUACAAUCAAUUGUUUCCUCCAUCAUUCGUGUUCUUCAGUCAACUUCGGCGUUUUUUUAACGAGACGCUGUAGCAAGCAUCCCUAACCUCAACACUCGGAAAAGCGCUUUCCACAAUGUCGCACACCAUCCUUCUGGUACAGCCGGGUCAGCAUCCUGAGACACGCACCUACAGUGACUAUGAAAGCGUCAACGAAUGUAUGGAGGGUGUGUGUAAGAUCUACGAGGAGCAGCUGAAGCGGCGCAACCCAAACACACCCACCAUAACCUACGACAUUAGCCAGCUUUUCGAUUUUGUCGAUCAGCUCAUAGAUCUUAGCUGCCUUGUGUACCAGAAAUCUACCAACACGUACGCGCCGUACAACAAGGAGUGGAUAAAGGAGAAAAUUUACGUACUAUUGAAACAGGCAGCCGGCAACACUGCGUAACAAUGAUUCUAUCUCUGCGCCACUUUUCAGUUUCUACACUUUCUUUUCUUAUAGCUUGUAAGCCAACCAUUAGUAACCUCUUAAUAUCCCUUAAACUCUUCCUGUACGAUGAACUAGCUGAGGCGAAAGUACGAUGCUACAUAUUUUAUAUUCUUUUAUCUUAUGCGUUCGGAUAUCCUUUCCCAACUGCACUUGCAAUGAAUUCGUCCAGAAAAGUGCGUUUAUAUACAAUUUCUUCCCGAGUUAUGCGGAUAGUUUUUUUAAUUUGACAAUUUUCAAAGUUUGUUAUGUUGUCUUUCAAUUUAAAUUGUGGCAAUUUUUCAACACUUGAAAUUGUAUCAGAAUAGAAAAUAUUGUUCUUUGUACUACUUGAAAUGAACUUAGAAUAUUUAUUUUUUAAUGUGUCUUUUAGCGUGAAAAUAUGUAAGCGAUCCCGCAAUACGAUAUACGAGUUUCGCGGGUUUCCCUGGAUCUCACCAUCCACGUAACUUGGGUAAGACUGUAUGGAUAUUCUCAAAAGUUUUCUCUUGAAUUCGUCCCACAGCAUUACUUCAAGUUUGCUACUCCCCAAUCAACAUAUAGUGUUAAUAGGAUAUCAAGGAAAAUAUGCAUUGUAUCGAAAAACAAAAGCAAUCAUUAUGGUUUAGUUUUACAAGCCUGCACUUAUUGUGUCUUUUUUUAAAUAUAACAGGAAAAAUCAGGCAGUACGUGGUCAUAUGCUUCAAAACCCUUUCUUCAUAGUGAAAUAAAUCUUGCUUUCUGUUUGUCUUUACAACAUGCUAGGUCAUACAGCUUUUCCACAUAAUGUUGGCUAUCUAUACUUAUUUUUACCACGUUCAGUUCAGUACAGCUAAGGUGCGUUUCAAGACAAAACUUGUGUGGUAGUGAAGUUCGAACGAUGUUCGAACGCGGCACGAUCCUGCACGGGACUGACCCCAAAGUUAAUGUAGAGCUGUUCGAGAUUAAAAUAAGCAUUCUGUACAAGUAAAUUUGCGUGAAUAUUACUAUGCAUUGUCGUCGUCAGAUAUAGUGUUAUUUGAGGAAAGAGACUAAUAAAAUGAACUGUA
Molecule: messenger RNA, 1598 nt
Organism: Anopheles moucheti
Lineage: Eukaryota; Metazoa; Arthropoda; Insecta; Diptera; Culicidae
Gene: e(r)
Product: enhancer of rudimentary homolog
Exons: 3
Coding region: 220-531 (103 amino acids)
Source: RefSeq, a predicted model, not a curated record